Pleurotus ostreatus (oyster mushroom) is the source of this 933-nucleotide messenger RNA. RefSeq lists its product as uncharacterized. The transcript has 9 exons. NCBI's taxonomy places the organism in Eukaryota, Fungi, Basidiomycota, Agaricomycetes, Agaricales, Pleurotaceae. Gene Ontology annotation, molecular function: glycine transmembrane transporter activity. The record is from RefSeq and is a predicted model, not a curated record. The coding region runs from base 1 to 933 and encodes 310 amino acids. Gene Ontology annotation, biological process: glycine import into mitochondrion. Gene Ontology annotation, cellular component: mitochondrion; mitochondrial inner membrane.
AUGCCAGUGACCCAUGUUGGUCAGCAGUUACUCUCAGGUGCCGCGUCGGGGUUCGGCAUGACAUUUUGUCUACAACCAUUGGACCUGCUGAAGACGCGUAUCCAACAGGGGGACAGUGCAUUUGGGCCUAGGAAGGUGCCACGGAUAUUGCCUACGGCACUCGAGGUGGUACACUCUCAUGGGGUCCUAGGCUUGUGGAGGGGAACUACCGCCUCCCUGUUACGGAAUGUUCCAGGGAUCGCACUGUACAUGACUUCCCUUACGCAACUACGUACCGCAAUGGCGAACUCCCCAUACUUUGCGCGUACUGAUAACAUCCAGGCUACGGGGAACGGUUCCGUCCUUCCCAAGAUAUCUACACAAGGGAACCUUCUUGCAGGCGCGGUCACCCGGGUCGGGGUUGGUUUUGUCUUGAACCCUUUUUCUGUCGUAAAAGCUCGAUUCGAGAGCGACAUGUACGCAUACGAGUCUCUCACGGGAGCGUUCCGGAGCAUCUCGCGACAAGGGCCCUCAGAGUUCUUUCGGGGUGUGCUCGCAUCGUCGUUGCGAGAUGCGCCUUAUGCCGGGCUGUUCGUCGUGUUCUAUGAGGCGAUAAAGCGCGAGACCUUAUAUAUGUUUCCAUCAAUGUCAAGCACCCAAUCAGCGGUCCUGCAUAGCGUUGCUGCUGGUUCGGCGGGGGCAUUAGCAACAAUUUUAACCCACCCGUUCGAUGUCGUAAAGACCAAGAUCCAAGUACGCAAGGAAGAACGAUACCACGGGUUAAUGCGAACGGUGCGGACAAUAUGGGCGCAAAGAGGAGUAUCUGGAUACUUCGACGGCGUGUCCCUCCGAAUUGGCCGGAAAGUGCUUAGUUCAGCAAUAGGCUGGGCGGCCUACGAAACGCUGCUCAUGUUCAUGCAUCGUGUUCGCCCAAAGACAGAGCAAGAGCAGUAA